UUCCCUCCGCCGCGACCCCGGCCCCGGGGCCCGCUCGCGCUCCCGCCCGAGGCCGCCUCCCGCCUCCCGCCGCCGCCGCCCCGGCCUGACCUGACCGGGAAGCAGUUCCGCGGGCCGCCGCCGCCGUGACUCAUCGGCCCGCCCGCCCGCGUCCCCCGAUCGGGCCAUCUUGGUCGCGGCCGGCGCGGCAGACGGAGCCGCGGAGGGAGCCGCGGAGGGAGCCGCGGAGAGCCAGGUACGCGCGCCGCCGGCCCGGGCCCGCGCCGCCGCAGGUGCAGCCGCCCUUUGUUCUGCGCCAGGAGCAGCCCAGCCCCCGGUGCAGCCCGCCCUGGGCCCGUGGGGUUUGCGAUAAAGGAGCCGCCCCCGGCCCCCGGAAUCGGCGUCCCGCGGGGCCUGCACCCCCGGCGGGCCCCGGCCGCCCCCGUCCGCCCCGCCCCGCCCCGCCCGUGUGGUUGGGUCUUCCUGGCCUCUCCCUGGUUGCAGCAGGGGUCUCCCCACUUCCAGCAGCCCAGGUGCUCCGGUUCCCCGUGACCCCUCGCGCCCUCCAGCCCCGGCCUUUGGCCGACCUCCCGCCACCAUGGUGCAACCCCAGACCUCAAAAGCCGAAAGCCCGGCCCCCGCAGCGUCCACCAAUGCCCAGAUGGAUGACGUCAUCGACACCCUGACCUCCCUGCGCCUCACCAACUCGGCGCUCCGGCGGGAGGCCUCCACCCUGCGGGCGGAGAAGGCCAACCUCACCAACAUGCUGGAGAGCGUGAUGGCAGAGCUGACCCUGCUGCGCACCAGGGCCCGCAUCCCCGGGGCGCUGCAGAUCACCCCGCCCAUCUCAGCCAUCACCUCCAACGGGACCCGACCCAUGACCACGCCCCCGACCUCUCUGCCCGAGCCCUUCUCCGGAGACCCCGGCCAGCUGGCGGGGUUCUUGAUGCAGAUGGACAGGUUCAUGAUCUUCCAGGCCUCGCGCUUCCCCGGGGAGGCCGAGCGAGUGGCGUUCCUCGUGUCCCGGCUGACUGGGGAGGCAGAGAAGUGGGCGAUCCCCCACAUGCAGCCCGACAGCCCCUUGCGAAACGACUAUCAGGGCUUCCUGGCCGAGUUGCGAAGAACCUACAAGUCUCCCCUGCGGCAUGCGCGGCGCGCCCAAAUCCGGAAGACUUGUGCCUCCAAUCGGGCGGUGCGCGAGCGGCAGAUGCUGUGCCGCCAGCUGGCUGCCACGGGCUCGGGGCCCUGCCCGGUGCAUCCAGCCUCCAACGGGACCAGUCCGGCGCCGGCUCUGCCCACCCGAGCUCGGGACCUCUAAGAAUCGCCCACCGGCCGGGUCGCCUCUGCAGCCACGCAGACAGCAUCCACCCUUUGCUACAUAGAAGAAAUAUCCAUACGACAGCAUCUCCCCUGUCUGAAGACAUUCCCUCCUGCCUCUCCAGACCUGUUCCAUAAGGAGAUCGUCCUUCAUCACCCUUGGGCUCCCUGUCACCCACCUGGCUUCCCAGUCGUCUGUGCUAGCUUUGUACCUACAGUGCAUGUGUCCCUCUCCUGCUUGCAGCCCCAGCUCUCCUGGUGACCGCCACUCUGCCACUCGGUCACGGUGACUCCACAGCCCGUUGCAGACCACUUGGGCUGAACUCUCCCAGCCUGACUAGGUUCACAGACCUUCUUCCUCCACUCUGUGCAGGCACGCGCACCCCCCCCCCCCGUGGCAGCUCCCCUCUGACGAUAAGAGGGGAGCCACUUAGGCCAGGCUGGUCGCUUGUUUGGGGGACCUGGGGAGGGGAGUCUGGCUUUGCACUGUAGGUGACCACCAGCCCUGCCAGGCCUGGAUAUAGCAGACCGGCAGGGCCUCGACCGUGCUGCCGUGGCCAGGUGUUCACUGCUGGGAGGGUAGUAUCAGCACUUCCGGCAGGAAGGCUUCGCUCUGCACAUGAACACAGUCAGUAUGUCCCGUUGUUGCCCCUGGGAAAGACCGCAAAUGCCACUUGAUGGAGAAGCCCCCAGAGGAUGCACCUCCAGGAAUGCUGAGCUUUAGUUGCCAGUGUUCUGAUAGUGCUGGGCAUCCUGGGAAUCUGGAACUUGCCUGCCACAGGAGGUCAUUGUGACUUUGGAUCACUGCACGGUUCCAUCGAGCCACCACAGGGAGCAAGUUCAUGUACAUCUCUGCCUGAGGCCUGCAGCGGGUUAAGGGGAAGGCACCAGUGGUUCACUCUGCUCCCCUGGGCCCCCCAGUGGGAACCACCACCAGCUGGUGUGUGCCAUCCAUCACCCCCUCCUCUUUGCCCCAUAUCACUUGGCGAUAAGCCUGUCUAGCUUGAGACCUGUUCCCAUCUCCAUUCAGGUGAUAUCUGGCUUUCACCUUAGCCCCUUCAGGCACCUACACCACCUCCGGGUCUCCAGAGCCCCACGUAGCAUGCCCUCCCCAUGCCUGGGCUGUCCCAUCACGUGUCCAGCCUUGGUCUAAGAAAACACAGACUCCUAGUUGGAGACCCAAAUCCUCUGGGAUGCAUCAUGAAGCACUUACGGAAGGCGUAUUUCCCGAUGGUCAAUGGGCCUUGGUGGCAUUUGUAAAGGAAAGAGCUGCAGUCUACCUUGGUCCCAAUGUGGAGACAGGACACAACUGGCACUUGGGUCCUAAUUCUGAGGGACAGGGCUGUACCUCUUAUGGUGGAUGGCCUUUUGGUUCGUCACAGGGGAUGCUCAGAAAUCACUUUCUAAAUGAGACUUGGCCAAGCCCUUUGGACCGCAAUGCUCUCGCCAUAUUUAAUGUCAAACGAACUGCAUUUAUGUGAUGGCCUGGACCACGGGGGAAGAUAGGGUGUCUCACCUUGGGUCCAUCUACCCUGUCUGAAUGGUCCUGGCUUGAUCGCAGAAGGAUAACCUCUGUACCCACCUGAAGACCUGUGUCUUGGGAUACCCAGAGGUUGGGUCCUAGGGUCCUUUCUUCGUAAGAGUUUUGAUGAUGCUGGGGAAGGUGACUGCGUUCUCGAAGCGGCCACUGCCUUGCAAGGUCAAGGAUAUUCAGUGGUUGCUGGGGUUCGUGGGCCACUGCCACCCACUCAUUGUAAACUCUGUUAGCCCAAUUGCCCUGCUGAACAACUGCCUGACUACAGGCUUCAGGCCCCCCUGGAUUCCAGCCACGGCUGUUCAGGUGGGACCAUGGUGCUCAUUAAGCAUGAAUGGGGGGGGGGAGGACACACAUUGG
Messenger RNA from Nyctereutes procyonoides (raccoon dog), 3190 nucleotides. RefSeq names its product retrotransposon Gag like 6 (gene RTL6). The record is from RefSeq and is a predicted model, not a curated record. Lineage: Eukaryota; Metazoa; Chordata; Mammalia; Carnivora; Canidae. The transcript is spliced from 2 exons. The coding region runs from base 578 to 1297 and encodes 239 amino acids.